This is a messenger RNA of Cutaneotrichosporon oleaginosum, 1159 nucleotides long. RefSeq lists its product as uncharacterized. Lineage: Eukaryota; Fungi; Basidiomycota; Tremellomycetes; Trichosporonales; Trichosporonaceae. Gene Ontology annotation, cellular component: plasma membrane; fungal-type vacuole. The record is from RefSeq and is a predicted model, not a curated record.
GCUAUAUUAUCGCAUGAAGACAUCUUCAUAUCCGCCUCGACAACACUCCCUCUCUCGGUGGCACUACUCUCACGCUCGCUCGCUCCUGUAUCUGUUCUGUAGCCCACCAUGCUCGGCGCAGCACUCCACCUCCUGGCCCGCCAGGACCCCUCCAUGCUUCCGCCGGACCAGCGGCCGACAUCGCUCACCGAGUCACCGUACGGAUACGUCCCCGCGCUCCCCAACGUCAUCGCGUACCUCGCCGUGUUCUCCCUCCUCACGCUCACCCACCUCGGCCUCGGAAUCAAGUACAAAUACUAUUCUGCGAUCGUGACCAUGGUGGCGGGCGGCCUCCUCGAGGUCAUCGGCUGGGCGGGCCGCCUCUGGUCUAACCAGAGCCUCCUCAACUGGAACCCCUUCAUCAUGCAGAUCUGUUGCCUUAUCCUCGGCCCCGUAUUCUUCUCGGCGUGGGACUACACCAUCCUCGGAUUCUGCAUCAAAGUUCUGGGGCCGCAGUACUCCCUGAUCGGUCCGAACUGGUACCUCAUCAUCUUUAUCAUCGCGGAUAUCAUCUCGCUCGUACUCCAAGCGGUCGGCGGCGGCGGCGCCGCCGUCCAAGCCCAAAGGUUCGAAGACACAACCUCGAACACACGCAUCAUGCUCGCCGGCAUCCUGUUCCAGCUCGGCACCACCACCAUCUUCCUGAUCCUCGCCGCCGACUUCAUGUGGCGCGUCGUGGCCCGCAAGCCAUACUCGGACGCCACGCGCCGCCGCUUCGCCUUCUCCUGCUUCAAGCGCAAAAAGGCUUCGGCACCCGGGUCGCCCAACCUCGCCCUCGAGAAGGCGGAUGACCUCGACCCCAAGUGGAUCCGCAGGUCGCAGUACCUCCUCCUCGGCGUGGCGUGGGCGUCCGUCAUGAUCUACAUCCGUGGCAUUUAUCGCUCGAUCGAGCUCGCGCAGGGAUGGACGGGCCAUCUCAUGACCAACGAAGUCUACUUCGUCUGGCUCGACGGCUUCAUGAUGGUCCUCUGCAUGGCGGGGCUGGCUGUCGCCCACCCCGGCUUCCUCCUCCCCGCCAGUGGGUGGUCCUAAGCUAGAGAGAGAGAACGGAAAGUAUAUCAUAGAUUUAGAUGCGGCUGUACAGUAGCUAGAAGCUGGAAGAUUGAUUUCGUGAUAUGUG